AUGGAUAAUAUUAUUUGGUCGAGGAAAUAUAAAUCUUGGGGAUUAUUUCAACGAUAUAUUUUACAUUAUUCAUCUGAUACCCAUAAGAAAGAUGAUACCGAUCGAUUAUUAAACAUACUUUAUUAUAGUAGUAAAGAAAAACUUUUCCUUGAUGAUAAUAACGACGAGAAUAAUGAUAAUGACAAGAAUAAUGAUAAAAAUAAUGAUAAAAAUAAGAAUAAAGGGAUUGAUUUGGAAAGUCACAUUGCGCUUUCCACAUUUCCACUGCUCCCUACUAUUACACAAUCUCAUCAACCUCAACAACCACCAUCUCAACUUCAACAACAACAUUAUUCAGAUCAUUCAGAAUCAAAUUCUGCAGCUUCUAUAGAACUCGGUGAGCUUACUGAUAAAGAAAUUACCAAGAAAAGCCAUAAAACAGUUGAUGAAAAACUUUGGUUCUUGGAACAAACUAUGAUUAGACAUUAUCUUUAUCACAAGAAAAAAAAUAAUCAUGAUAUAAAAUUAUUACCAAGAAGUUUGUCAUCAUCAUCUCAUUCUUAUCCAGUAGUCAAAAUAAGACCAGUUAAUAUUGAAAGAAAACGUAUACUUAAACAAAUUGAACCCAAAAUCUUGAAGAUCAAAUUUCAACUUCUGAUUUCAACAACUUCUGAUCCAACAACUUCAAUCUCUGAUCAAACAAAUUCAACUGUUGUUAGGCAACUACAAAUGAAUUUAUUAUAA
This is a messenger RNA of Diversispora eburnea, 723 nucleotides long. The record is from the annotation of a GenBank genome assembly. Lineage: Eukaryota; Fungi; Glomeromycota; Glomeromycetes; Diversisporales; Diversisporaceae.